Messenger RNA from Cygnus atratus (black swan), 304 nucleotides. Its product is annotated as intraflagellar transport protein 80 homolog. Gene Ontology annotation, molecular function: protein binding. Gene Ontology annotation, biological process: cilium assembly. The transcript has 3 exons. NCBI's taxonomy places the organism in Eukaryota, Metazoa, Chordata, Aves, Anseriformes, Anatidae. Gene Ontology annotation, cellular component: cilium; intraciliary transport particle B; centrosome. The record is from RefSeq and is a predicted model, not a curated record. The annotation marks the transcript as partial.
GGAAGUUCCACUUAAUUUCCAAAUCGGGAAGAGUAGAGAAAAGUGUGGAAGCCCACUGCGGAGCCGUGCUUGCAGGAAGGUGGAAUUCCGAGGGAACAGCGCUGGCCACAGUUGGUGAAGAUGGGCAAGUGAAAAUCUGGUCUAAAAGUGGAAUGCUGAGAUCCACGUUAGCUCAGCAAGACAACAGUUUCAGUUCCACGCUAAGGAUUCUGGAGAGACUAAAGAAUUAAAAAUAAGAAGAAUCAUUUUUAAAUAUUAAGCCACAGACUCUUACAGCGAAACUGAGGAAAAAAGUUACUAAGAG